AUGAGUCGUCGCUCCAUGCACAUCCAGAAGCAUGAGUGCUCUUCUUGCGGCUACCCUUCUGCCAAGACCCGAAAGUACAACUGGGGUGAGAAGGCCAAGCGAAGAAAGACCGUCGGCACCGGCCGCUGCCGCUACCUCAAGGAUGUGUCUCGCCGAUUCAAGAACGGCUUCCAGUCUGGUACGCCCAAGGGCGCUCGUGGCCCCAAGUCGGAGUAA
Molecule: messenger RNA, 216 nt
Organism: Pochonia chlamydosporia 170
Lineage: Eukaryota; Fungi; Ascomycota; Sordariomycetes; Hypocreales; Clavicipitaceae
Product: ribosomal protein l37e domain-containing protein
Exons: 3
Coding region: 1-216 (71 amino acids)
Biological process (GO): translation
Cellular component (GO): ribosome; cytosolic large ribosomal subunit
Molecular function (GO): RNA binding; structural constituent of ribosome
Source: RefSeq, a predicted model, not a curated record